AUGCAGUGGAAAAUUCUCUCCCUAGCACUCCUCGCCGAGUAUUGCUACGCCCAAGUUGGACUCAACCCUGGCAUGAAUCCAUCGCCUCACGUGCAUCAGAUCGUGGGUGGCAAUUCUUUCAAUGCUUCCAUGGACCCAGCGACACAUGACCUCCCUUCAGCUUCUACAUGCACCAGCUGCACAUUCUCUGAGGACUUUUCCAACUACUGGACUGCAGUUCUAUAUUUCCGAGCGCGCAACGGGACUUACAAACGCGUACCUCAGUAUGCCAGUGAAGGACUAACCGCCGAUGGUGGCAUCACAAUCUAUUACAUCGCGUCGCCUGAUGCAUCUGUAAACGUCACCGCGUUCACACCAGGUUUCCGCAUGCUCGUCGGGGACGCCGCGGCGACCUCCCCAGGCUCUGCACCCAAGGUGUGCCACCGCUGCAUGCCAGCGACGGGAGACAACAGGAACCUCAACUGCGCGGCCCCGGAUGCUCAGACCCUGCCCACGGGCUUCUGCGUCGGCGGCAUCCGGUCCGUCAUCACCUUCCCCACGUGCUGGGAUGGGAAGAACACGGACAGCGCGGACCACAUGAGCCACGUUACGUACCCGAUACCAGACGCAUCGCACAACGGGGUCGGUGCGGAGGGUGCUUGCCCGUCGAGCCAUCCCGUCAGGAUACCCCAGGUCAUGUACGAGGUCAUGUGGGACACGCGGCCCUUCAAUGACAAGAGCCUGUGGCCGGAGGAUGGAUCGCAGCCAUUCGUGCACGGAUACUCGCAACACGGAGACUACGUCUUCGGAUGGAAGGAUGAUUCCCUUCAACGUGCCAUGGAUCUUCGAUGCGAUGGUGAUGUCUGUAGUGGAUUGGCGAGACAGUCCCCAGAGGAAGCGAUGAAGUGUACUAAGCAGCGUGUUGUUGAUGAGGACAUCGAUGGCUGGUUUACCGAGAUCCCAGGAGCCACCAUGACUUAG
This is a messenger RNA of Diaporthe citri, 960 nucleotides long. RefSeq lists its product as uncharacterized. Bases 1 to 960 code for a protein of 319 amino acids. The record is from RefSeq and is a predicted model, not a curated record. The transcript is spliced from 5 exons. NCBI's taxonomy places the organism in Eukaryota, Fungi, Ascomycota, Sordariomycetes, Diaporthales, Diaporthaceae.